ACUUGUAUAUUUAAAGAAUUUGUUACCUGCAAUACUUUUCAUUUUCUUGGUGAUAUUUUGACGUGUGCGUGUGACAGAUCAUCUAUACAACAAAAAUGGGGCUUGUACAGUCCGUAUUCUGUGCUAUGACAUUCUGUGUGGAAAGAAUCUUGACAUGGAUUUGCUGCGCUUUCGUCCUAAUAGCGCUAAUUUUCACACUACUCAUGCUGAUGGUGUAUGGCAUCUCAGUAGGCUAUCACUACGCACAGAAAGAACUAACUGAUUUUGCCUACUUCUCGAGAGCCGAACCAGGGGAGCAAUACCAUUUGCGAACCGGACGGAAAGAAAACGAAAACAUACCCGUAUCCACCAAUAUACCUAACGAAGAAGAUGGUAACUCUUACGAGCCACGACCAGUACUUGAAGCUUACCAGACCCAAAAGCCUGAACAACAGGUUUACAGGCAACCACUAGAAACGCCAAUCGUCCUUCUAGCAACUGAAAGGUCUCAGAAAGAGCAUGACUUAGCAGCUCAUGAGCGUGCUUUAGCGCGCAAACUCAUAGGUCGCUUCCGUCGCUCCCGCAAGAAUAUACCGAAACCGACACGACAUUUUCAUAAGGCAUUCAAACAUUCAAACAGCACCAUCUCACAUAACCAAACAAUGGUAUUUACAUGA
Messenger RNA from Spodoptera litura, 656 nucleotides. RefSeq lists its product as uncharacterized. The record is from RefSeq and is a predicted model, not a curated record. Lineage: Eukaryota; Metazoa; Arthropoda; Insecta; Lepidoptera; Noctuidae.